AUGUUCGGUCCAGGCUCCCUCGAACCCUCCCUCCUCUUCUCCCUCGCCGCCCGCAACAACAUCCCCCUCCCCCGCGACGACGCCGCAUUCGCGAGCCCCGCGGCCCUCCUGGCGCGCUACCGUAACUUCACCUCCCUCGACGACUUCCUGCACUACUACUUCAUCGGCAUGUCCGUGCUGCGCACUGCGGACGACUUUGAAGCGUUAGCAAACGCAUACUUUACGCGCGCCCACUCCGAGGGGCUCGUCCACGCGGAACUCUUCUUCGACCCGCAAGCCCACACGUCGCGGGGCGUCCACUACGACACCGUGGUGGCCGGGUUCAGCAGGGCCCUGGACCGGGCGCGGUCGGAGCUGGGCAUCUCGUGCGCGCUGAUCGUGUGCGUGCUCCGCCAUUUACCCGUCGAGGACGGGCUGCGGAUGUACAGAGCGGCGAUCCCCGACUUGGAACUCGGGAGUGUCGUGGUGGGCCUGGGCCUCAGCAGCACCGAGCUGGGCAACCCGCCGUCCAAGUAUCGCGAGAUUUUCAACGAUGCCGAGGCGCGCGGGUUCAACCGCACGGCCCACGCGGGCGAGGAGGCCGACGUCACCUACAUGGCUAGCGCGCUGCACGACCUGCACGUCACACGGGUCGACCACGGGAUCAAACUUGCUGAGGACGCAGGCGUGAUGGCCGAGUUUGUCGCGAGGGGGAUCAUGGUCACCAUGUGUCCGUUGUCGAAUGUCGAGUUGCGGUGCGUAAGCCGAGUAGCGGACUUGCCUGUCCGGACGUACCUUGAGGAGGGUGUCAAGUUUAGUAUCAACAGUGACGAUCCCGCUUAUUUUGGCGGGUAUGUUCUCGACAAUUACUGUGCUGUGCAGGAGGCGUUUGGGUUGCGCAAAGUCGAGUGGGAGCGGAUUGUGCGUGACGGGAUCGAGGACAGUUGGUGUUCGACGGAGAGGAAGGCGAAGAUUACGCGGCUGUUGGAGGAUGUUAUGGUCAGGUAUCGGGAUUGA
Messenger RNA from Cladophialophora yegresii CBS 114405, 996 nucleotides. Its product is annotated as adenosine deaminase. Gene Ontology annotation, cellular component: nucleus; cytosol. Gene Ontology annotation, molecular function: adenine deaminase activity. The record is from RefSeq and is a predicted model, not a curated record. Lineage: Eukaryota; Fungi; Ascomycota; Eurotiomycetes; Chaetothyriales; Herpotrichiellaceae. Bases 1 to 996 code for a protein of 331 amino acids. Gene Ontology annotation, biological process: adenine catabolic process; purine ribonucleoside monophosphate biosynthetic process; hypoxanthine salvage. The transcript has a single exon.